Lucilia sericata (common green bottle fly) is the source of this 615-nucleotide messenger RNA. RefSeq names its product glycine-rich protein DOT1-like. Lineage: Eukaryota; Metazoa; Arthropoda; Insecta; Diptera; Calliphoridae. The coding region runs from base 75 to 548 and encodes 157 amino acids. The record is from RefSeq and is a predicted model, not a curated record. The transcript is spliced from 2 exons.
AGUACAAAGUUUUUAAUUAAACAAGUGACAAGUAAAAAAAAAAAAAAUUCAUAAAUAUUUAAAUAAACAAUAAAAUGGCAAAACUUAUGAUUGUUUUUGUAGCCUUAUUUGGCAUUGCUUUGGCCUAUCCCGGUGGUUAUGGUGGCGGCUAUGGUAAUGGCGGUCAUGCCCCUCAAGUGGGAGGUGGAUAUGGUGGUGGACAUGGUGUUGGUGGUGGACAUGGUGUUGGUGGUGGACAUGGUGUUGGUCAUGGUGGUGGUCAUGGUGUUGGUGGUGGUUUCGGAGGACAUCAAGGUGGACACCAAGGUGGUUUGGGUGGACACCAAGGAGGAUUGGGUGGUCACCAAGGCGGUUUUGGUGGACACCAAGGCGGUUUGGGUGGACACCAAGGCGGUUAUGGAGGUUCUCAAGGUGGUUUGGGUGGUCACCAAGGUGGUUUGGGAGGUCACCAAGGCGGUUAUGGUGGUUCCCAAGGUGGUUAUGGUGGCAGUCAUGGUAGACAUGGCAGUCACGGCGGUCAUGGUGGUUAUGGCAAACAUGGAUAUUAAAAAUUGUGAUUUGUUAAACAUUUAGAUUUAGGUAUUACUUAGUAAAUAAAACGAAAAAAAACUUUAA